This is a messenger RNA of Mytilus trossulus (common blue mussel), 2459 nucleotides long. Its product is annotated as crooked neck-like protein 1. Gene Ontology annotation, cellular component: U2-type catalytic step 2 spliceosome; Prp19 complex; post-mRNA release spliceosomal complex. The transcript has 16 exons. NCBI's taxonomy places the organism in Eukaryota, Metazoa, Mollusca, Bivalvia, Mytilida, Mytilidae. Gene Ontology annotation, biological process: mRNA splicing, via spliceosome; spliceosomal complex assembly. Gene Ontology annotation, molecular function: protein binding. Bases 118 to 2142 code for a protein of 674 amino acids. The record is from RefSeq and is a predicted model, not a curated record.
GUUUCGAACAUUUCUAUUUCCGUUUCCGGAAAAACAAAAUUUCGAUAUUUGAACGUCCACACUUGCUGUGUAGUUAGUUUUAUAUUUAAAAGUCGCUGUUUAUGUAAAUUUAACAAGAUGCUUGAAGUUGACGAAGAUGGCAAACGCAAAAUGCCUAAAGUGGCAAAGGUUAAGAACAAGAUGCCGGCACCAGUCCAGAUUACUGCAGAACAGUUACUCAGAGAGGCCAAAGAGAGGGAAUUGGAGCUUGUACCUCCACCUCCAAAACAGAAGAUAUCAGAUCCAGAUGAAUUAGCAGCUUAUAAAAUGAGAAAAAGAAAAGCAUCUGAAGAUAACAUUAGGAAGAAUAGAACAGUCAUGAUAAAUUGGAUUAAAUAUGCACAGUGGGAAGAUUCACAACAAGAAGUUCUAAGAGCCAGAUCAGUUUGGGAAAGAGCAUUAGAUGUUGACCAUAGAAAUAUAACAAUAUGGCUAAAAUAUGCUGAAAUGGAAAUGAGAAAUCGUCAGAUAAACCAUGCUAGAAACAUCUGGGACAGAGCGCUGACAAUAUUACCCAGAGCCAAUCAGUUCUGGUAUAAAUACACUUAUAUGGAAGAAAUGUUAGGUAACAUUGCUGGUUGUAGACAGGUGUUUGAGAGAUGGAUGGAGUGGGAACCAGAUGAACAGGCAUGGCAUUCUUACAUCAACUUUGAAUUACGAUAUAAAGAAUUAGACAGAGCAAGAGUUAUAUAUGAGCGUUUUGUCCUUGUACAUCCUGAGGUGAAGAACUGGAUUAAAUAUGCUAAGUUUGAAGAGAAAAACAGUUACAUAAGUAGUGCUAGACGGGUUUAUGAGAGAGCCAUAGAGUUCUUUGGUGAAGAUAACAUUGAUGAAAGACUUGUUGUUGCUUUUGCUAAGUUUGAGGAAGGCCAAAAAGAACAUGAGAGAGCAAGAUUGAUAUACAAAUAUGCUCUAGAUCAUCUUCCCAAAGAUAGUUGUCAAGAAAUCUACAAACAUUAUACAGUCCACGAGAAGAAGUUUGGUAGUCGUGCAGCUAUAGAAGAUGUUAUUGUCAGUAAAAGAAGAUUCAAAUAUGAAGAGGAAGUGAAAACAAAUCCCUAUAAUUAUGAUGCCUGGUUUGAUUAUCUGAGGUUGUUAGAGGCAGAUGGAAAUACAGAACAAAUUAGAGAAACAUAUGAAAGAGCAAUAGCAAAUGUACCUCCAUCAAAAGAGAAACGCCAUUGGAGAAGAUACAUAUAUUUAUGGAUCAAUUAUGCUGUUUAUGAAGAAUUAGAAAAUGACGAUCCUGAUAAAGUCAGAGAAGUGUUUAAAGCCUGUUUAGAUGUGAUACCUCAUAAAACAUUUACAUUUGCUAAAAUCUGGCUUUUAUUCGCUCAGUUUGAAAUUCGUCAGAAGAGUUUACAAGGAGCCAGGAGAGUCAUGGGUACUGCUGUAGGUAAAUGUCCAAAAAACAAAUUGUACAGAGGCUAUAUAGAACUAGAAUUACAACUGAGAGAGUUUGAAAGAUGUCGUAUAUUGUAUGAAAAAUUUCUGGAAUUUGGACCAGAAAAUUGUACAAGUUGGAUAAAGUAUGCAGAGUUAGAGACAAUAUUAGGUGAUAUAGACAGAGCAGAAGCUAUUUAUGAACUGGCUAUAAAUCAACAACAGUUAGAUAUGCCUGAAGUCUUGUGGAAAUCUUACAUUGAUUUUCAGAUAGAACAGGAGGAAUUUGAUAAAGUGAGAAAUCUGUACCGACGUUUGUUACAACGAACAAAGCAUGUGAAGGUUUGGAUAAGUUUUGGUCAGUUUGAGAAAACAACAGGAGAAGACAAUUGUAUUGACAAAGCCAGAACAGUAUAUAAAGAGGCAAAUAAUGCUAUGAAAAGUGCUGGAGAAAAAGAAGAGAGACUUAUGUUAUUGGAAUCUUGGCAGGAAUUUGAGGCAGAUAAUGGGGAUGAAGAGACACGUAAACAUGUAGACAAAUUAAUGCCACAGAAAAUCAAGAAAAGGAGGAAAAUCCAAACAGAAGAUGGGUCUGAUGCAGGCUGGGAAGAGUACCAUGAUUAUAUAUUCCCUGAUGAAGAAGCUUCUCAACCAAAUCUUAAACUGUUAGCUAUGGCUAAGAAAUGGAAACAACAAAUGGAAGAUGAUGAGGAAAGCUGAUCAAUGAAAGGGGAGUGACUCCUGUAAUAUUGAUAAGAGGAAGUAACUCAUCUCACUCCAUAAAAUCAUGAUAGAGUUAGAAUUUAUACUAAAAAAUCAUGAAGACACUGAUUCAUCAAGAAAUCUCAUUUGUUUCAAGAAGACAUAAUUCUUAUUGUUGAAAUAAAAAUGCUGUCAUGAGUUUGGUAAAAGUUUCUAUUGACAAUAGAUUUAUUUAAACUUUUGGUAUAUAGCUGACUUUGUCUCUGUUUGACCUUAGAGCUGUAUCCAAAUAACCCUCUGAAAUCAUGCAACAAUCACUAUUAAAUAAUGACUUU